CUAUGCUUGUGACGUGUACAUGCGGUCACAUCCACGGGCUGUAAAUAGUCUUAAAAACCAUGACAUAACUCGUUGACACAGCGUUUAAUUAAAUCACAUUUUAGCCACCUUUAUUGUUUAUAGUUUGUAACAUUUGCUGUGAUGGACGCAAUCCUAUCCAGGCUCUUCUCCUCGGAAGAAGAGGAGUUGUACGUGUUGGACUGUCUGGGUUACUUUAUGAUUUUCAUGGCAGCCUGCACUUUCGUUGCUUUGCUUUUCCAGGAUGUCCCGUACGGACGAUACGCUCCCAGCACCGCCAGGUUUCGAGUUGAUGCCCGGAUUGCUUGGUUCGUGCAGGAGCUGCCUGCCUUCCUGGUGCCUUUCUGUCUGGUAGUUUGGACAUCCUCUUCAAAAACGUCACUACUGCCCAACCAGCUGGUCAUUGCAAUGUAUUUCUGCCACUAUAUUCAAAGAUCCCUCAUUUAUCCAUUUUUAAUCCGAGGAGGUAAACCAACCCCACUGGACUCAUUUGUGCUGGCCAUUAUGUUCUGCAUGUAUAAUGGAUACAUGCAGAUCAGGUACCUGAGCCAUUACGCUGACUACCCGGCACAUUGGGUUACACAUCCACGCUUCAUUGCAGGUUCUGUUCUGUGGUUGGUCGGCUGGCUGGUGAACAUGCACUCUGACCACAUCCUGAGGAACCUCAGGAAGCCCGGAGAGACUGGUUACAAGAUUCCCACAGGCGGACUGUUUGAAUAUGUGUCUGGAGCCAACUUCUUAGGAGAGAUAACAGAGUGGGCCGGCUUCGCUCUGGCUGGAUACUCUGUCCAUAGUACAGCUUUCGCCAUCUUCACCGCAGUGGUCCUCUCCAGCAGGGCUGUGUCACACCACAAAUGGUACCACGCUAAGUUUGAAGACUACCCGAAAAGUAGGAAGGCACUGAUUCCCUUUCUGUUCUAAAAACACUGUGGGUACUGGAAGCCUGGAAAGCCUGAAAAGUGACAUUCCCAACAUUUUACAAAACUUAGAUAAGCUCUAAAAUAAGCUACAUUUGAAGACCCAGUGCUGAAAACUGAAAAAAAAAACAGACUGCAAGCUUGUACAUUACCUCAUGUGGUUUUCAAGCAAUCAAACGGUUUACAAAAACAUCUUACCGUUGCUUCUUACUUUGGUAAUAACGCCCAUAAAGCAAAGUAACCUCAGCAACACUGAACUGUAUGUAAUUGAAAUGCUCUGUUUGCCAAAGAGGCAACAUUUAGCAUUCCUCAGGAGGAAAUAGGACGGUGAAUGGAGCGUACCUCAACAGUAAUACAGUGGAUUUAUCACUCUCUGCACCAGCAAUAAACUCUUUAAAGACUCUCCGCUGAUCUGCAUAUUCUCCCAGAUGGAAUAUAAACUCGGAAAUGCAAAGCAGACACUUAAAAGUUUCCAUCCAUUCUCAAGAGUCAUCUGUUGCCAGUGCAUCUUUUUUAACAUCCGUUGACUGAAUGAAGAAGAAGGAGAUUUAAUGAAGUCCGAACACAUGUUUCUGCCUCAUUUUGCUCCGGGUGUCGUUGCUACAAAUUCCUGCAGUGCAUCUCCGUUCUUUAAAGACUGAUACUGUAGCAGGCCUGUCCACAGCUACUCUGCUGCAGGGAAAUCGAAUAGAGGUCAAGCAUGUCCCUCAAUAACUCACCCAUGCCUGAAAAAAGAAGAGAGUGCCGCCUCAACACAUCACUCCUGUCUGGGUGUUCUGAGAAAGAGAGAACAAAUGAUUGAGUGUGUGAAAGCAGAAGCACAUUGAGCAUAAACUGAAUGAAGGAGAGGAGGGAGCCUGGGAGAAAAGAUAAGACAUAAAAAACUAAAACAAAUCUUUCCUAUUCUAUUAUUGUUUAAAAAUAACGUUUACCAUAAUCUCAUUUCCCUGAGUAAGGGCUUUCCUUAAAUCACGUCUUAUUUUUUAGAUACUAAGAAUGUGAUCUGCCUAAUGUUUGGUGUUUUUUCAAAAUAGGUUUAGUAUUAAGUGCAAUUAUCUCAUCACAAGUCAAAUCCAUCUACAAGUGAAAAUGACAUUGUUUCCAUUGAAGCCUGUCUUUUCACAAAAAGUGCAAAAAAAUCUCCCAUCACUUUUCAUAAGUUCUCCCUUUUCCCAGUUUAGGAAAUGUUACAUCAAGCCAAGGUCAUGUCACAUUUAAUGAAUGUGUUGUUUUUGAACAUUUAUAUUAUGUCAUCAUUUUUUAACAUAGCCUCAUCAAUAAAUAAAAGACCUCUGAGUAUGAUGAAAAAUGAAGGCUGUGUGUCGCUGAAGGCUAUGCAGACUGACAUCCUUCAUGUUCCCCCUCUGUCUCUCUCUUUCUCUUCCAGGCUAUUUCCUCUGUGUAUCCUCUUUGUCCAUGCUCCUUGUAAUUGCAUCACUAUAUUAACCAGCCAGUGUCUUUACGUAGCCCGCCGUACGAAUAUAAUACCCUUCAUCUUCAGGCAGCAGGCACCAAUGGAUUUUCUUUUUAUAUGCAAAGUAAUUUGCUGGACUGGCUUUCAAGAAUCAUACAUAAACAGUACAUAUGACAACCUGUGCAAAAUAAAAGAAAAACCACAACAGCAGCAGUAGAGAUGCAACAU
Notothenia coriiceps (black rockcod) is the source of this 2577-nucleotide messenger RNA. RefSeq names its product steroid-5-alpha-reductase, alpha polypeptide 1 (3-oxo-5 alpha-steroid delta 4-dehydrogenase alpha 1) (gene srd5a1). Gene Ontology annotation, cellular component: membrane. Gene Ontology annotation, biological process: steroid biosynthetic process. The record is from RefSeq and is a predicted model, not a curated record. NCBI's taxonomy places the organism in Eukaryota, Metazoa, Chordata, Actinopteri, Perciformes, Nototheniidae. The coding region runs from base 142 to 939 and encodes 265 amino acids. The transcript is spliced from 5 exons. Gene Ontology annotation, molecular function: 3-oxo-5-alpha-steroid 4-dehydrogenase activity.